UAGAGGGCCAUUUCCUGAGCCAGCUCAGCAUUCUCUCCCUGACUGCUUGGCUGAAGACUAACAACUUUGGCCUUGGAGACUCUUCCUUUUUUCUGCCUCCAAGACCCACAGCCCCACUGCCCAAUGUUGCAUAGUUCAGCCACGUUUAUACCUUUGAUUGUCCAUGAGAACCAGAGUUUACAUUUACCUGGCUCAUUGGGCCAAGCAAGGUGCCUGGCAUAUAGAGGAAAAGCCUUUGGGCUGCUGAAGGCCCAGCAGGAAGAAAGACUCAAUGAAAUCAACCAGCAAUUCCUGGAUGAUCCCAAAUACAGCAGUGAUGAGGACCUGCCCUCCAAACUGGAAGCCUUUAAGAAGAAAUACAUGGAGUUUGACCUGAAUGAAGACGGAGGUAUCGAUAUCAUGUCCCUGAAGCGAAUGAUGGAGAAACUUGGGGUCCCCAAGACCCACCUGGAGCUAAAGAAAUUAAUCAUGGAGGUAUCCAGUGGCUCUGGGGAGACUUUCAGCUACUCUGACUUUCUCAAGAUGAUGUUGGGCAAGAGAUCUGCCAUUCUAAAAAUGAUUCUGAUGUAUGAAGAGAAAGCAAAAGAACAGGAGAAGCCAACGGGUCUCCCAGCCAAGAAAGCUAUCUCUGAGUUGCCCUGAUUUGUGGUGAGGGAGAUGUGGUGGGAUUGAAGGGGCUUCUAAUGACUCCAACAUAGAAAAAGAAGACAAAAUUGUGAACCAGAGCCAAACUAACUUAAAUAAAUUAUCCUCCUUCAGAUGAA
This is a messenger RNA of Cervus elaphus (red deer), 764 nucleotides long. RefSeq names its product allograft inflammatory factor 1 (gene AIF1). Lineage: Eukaryota; Metazoa; Chordata; Mammalia; Artiodactyla; Cervidae. Gene Ontology annotation, molecular function: calcium ion binding; actin filament binding. Gene Ontology annotation, cellular component: ruffle membrane; actin filament. Gene Ontology annotation, biological process: ruffle assembly; actin filament bundle assembly. The transcript is spliced from 7 exons. Bases 124 to 642 code for a protein of 172 amino acids. The record is from RefSeq and is a predicted model, not a curated record.